Purpureocillium takamizusanense is the source of this 3120-nucleotide messenger RNA. RefSeq lists its product as uncharacterized. The transcript has 5 exons. Gene Ontology annotation, biological process: regulation of DNA-templated transcription. The record is from RefSeq and is a predicted model, not a curated record. The coding region runs from base 430 to 2646 and encodes 738 amino acids. Gene Ontology annotation, molecular function: DNA-binding transcription factor activity, RNA polymerase II-specific; zinc ion binding. NCBI's taxonomy places the organism in Eukaryota, Fungi, Ascomycota, Sordariomycetes, Hypocreales, Ophiocordycipitaceae.
GGGGGGCUCGUCGGGGAAGAGACCAUGAGCCACCCGCCCUCACACAUGUUCGACCCCUGGAACCAAUCACCAAGGUACAUGUCGCAUUGAGCACCCCUCACCUGUCCUCGCCCCUCUCGCAAAUCCUGUAAGCCUGCCAACUACCUACCGUAUUUCAAGUUGAUCAGGGCCUUGGCCACUGUGCGAGUGUGCUGCGUCGACGGGGCGCCAAACAAACCGCCUGUGAAUUUUACACUGCCUCAUAUCGCAUCACAUCACAUUCGGCAACCAUUUCCCAUCUUCUACCUAGCCGCAUUUUCACAUUGAUUCGAAGCCCCCCGGCGCAUCAGUGGGGAGUGGCAUCGCUGUUCGGAGCUUCAGCUUGCAGUGCUCUGGAGGGUCGAGGCGAUAAAAGGCAGACAUGCCUCGGCGACACCAGGUUCGCAUGGCAUGCCAGCGCUGCAGGAGAAAAAGAGCCAAGGUGAGCAUGAACCCUGGGGAUAUGCCCCGUUAUUUCCCCUUUGGCGGAUGCCGUCACUUCCUCUGCCCCCGCGACGUUUCGUCGGAGUCCUGUCCGUGCUGCCCGCUCGCGACGUAGUCCCGUUGAUCUCUCGCUGUGAUGGUGAAGACCCUUGCGAAAGGUGCAAGGAGGCAGGUCUGGAGUGUCUCUUCGACCACUCGCGGCGGGAGUCCAAGGACGACCUUCGCGCCGAAAUCGAGCGGUUGCGGCGGACCAACGAGCGUAGCGAUGCUCUUCUCGACGCCCUCUCCUCCAUGGACGAUGCCGACACGUACCACAUGGUGGCACAGGGCCUCAUGGACGGCACCGUCACGCGCCUGUCCAUAUACAACGACCUCCCCGGCCACAUGAGGGUUUCUGGAGCGCCUCUUUCCAUUUCAGCCGGCAUCAUCGCACAAGCUAUCCAUGGAAAUUCGCAGGCGACUUCGUCCACUGACGCCUCCGUCUCUGAUAUCCGACCGUCAACUUGCCCGCACUGUAGCGGCGCCUUGCCCUCUGCGUCGGCCACAGAUGAUACAUAUAGCGACGGAUUCUCCGGCCGGACGAGCGAGCGCCUCCGGUCGGUCGACACACUCUCCGAAACCAACCGUAUCACGACGACGCCAGGGUCCGGUGCGGGCUCUGUUCCCUCGCAGCUGUCCACAUCCGGGGACGAGAACCUACACGGCGCGGCCUCUUGGACCCGCACCGGAUGGUCAGUUGCGAAGGUCCGGGACCACCUCGAGUCGCUUCUUACGUGGGACUAUCUGCCCUUCUGCCUCCUCUGCAAGGACCCCUUUCUGCGGGACUUUUCCAGUGGAGAGGGGCGUUACUGCUCUCGGGCGCUCGUCAACUCGCUCCUCGCCCUGUCGAUGCAGGUUUUGGGCGAGCAUCCUCAUGCCUGUCCACAGCGGCGCCGGUCAGACCAGGAAAACCACCCCGUCACUGCGGCCGAAAUCGGCUCUUUCUCCUCUGCCACGUCUGAUAGCCAGGCUUUGUACGAGGAGGCCGAGGCCCUGAUAAACGGCCAGGGGCGGCCGGGCAGCCUCCCUGAUAUUCAAGCCCUCGGCAUGCUGGCGCUGUAUCAAGUCAGCUGCGGCCGUGAGGCGGAGGCGAGAGAGCUUUCCGAAUCAUUCGCCGCGGCGAUGACGGAGCUAUGCCUUCGAGAGCCGCCCGCUGCGGACAAGCAUGGCAGCCAGGACGCACUUGUACGCGCGACGACAUACUGCGGCGCCAUCUCGCUCGUCCGAAUACUCAAGCUCUUGACAGCACAACCUGCCGGGGUUCACAUCGCGAUAUUGCAGGACGACGGGGUCGCCCUUGACCAGCCCCCUUGCGUCUACGAGCCGAGCAACUCGCCCGUACAGUCUAUGGAAUGCAAAUCACUGACGGCUGAGCACGCGUCCCAACUCAGCAGCCUGCAGCUUAUUCCAGCCAAGAUCUUUCAACUCACCGAAUGGGUAUAUAAACUCCUCGCGGCGUCGCCGUCGUCAUCGUCGCCGUCGCCGUCGCGCGCGACCACGGCCGAUGAGGUCGUGUUGACAUACUACCGAUGCCUCGACUGGUACGAGAGCUUCUUUGCGAUGCUCAAGACUGACGGGAGCAACUCUCCAUUCGUUCUUUUCAUCCACAUGUAUUACCAAUUCUGCUUGCUCUCUCUUUUCCGACCCCACGUCAGCACGCCGCUUGAAGGGCUCAAUGCACAUCCGCGUGAGAUAUCUCUGCAAGCCGCGCAGUCGAUUCUCGCGCUCUCCCAGUCGUACGCCGGAAUGUUCGGCUUGCAGCACGUGUCCCCCCUAGUGCCGUACUUUGUGUGCGCGGCGGGUCUGCUGAGCCUGGCCGUCGAGGAGGCCGGGCACGGUAUGCUCGGAGCCGUACCCAUGCCCCCCCAGCUUAAGGACCUCGGCGACGAGGCUGCCCUCAGGAUGGCCGAGUCGCCGGAGGAUGCCAUCAAGAAGGAGUCUGACGACAGUGCGAUGGACGUGGAACCCGAACACGGGGGCACAUCGAGUGGCGGGCAACGCAACCGGCAACUGCGGCGACAAUCACACAUCAUCAACAUGCCAGCGGUGGCGCAAGCGCGGCUGUUGCUCUCUGAGAUGAGCGCCGCGCACCCUGUGGCCCAGCUCGCGGAAGGGAUGCUUCAUAGGGCACCCGGCAGGAACUAGACCGACGUGUCGACACCAGACGCGGGCGUCGCGAUACAUGCAGAUUGUUGCCAUGGGAAGACUUUAUCGUGCUACAGCAAGGUGAUGGGAACUUUUUUGUUGCGCUGGGUGCACGCGGUUCAGGUUCCAUAUCAGGAGAGGUCACGGCGGGUUUCCUGGUUUCCCCCAUUUCUUUACAAUGGCUCUCAAAGCGAAGCGUUCCAAUUGGGGAGGAGCGCAUGACGAUGACAUAUGAUCGUUCUAAAAAAUUUGAGCAAGGCGCACGGUAUGUUAGUGGGUAUCACGGUGUGGGAUGAAGGUCAAGUACGCUCUCAUUUUGGAGAGACUUGUAUAGAUCGGCCCGAUGCCGUCUACUCGCAAACUUUUCAAUUCAGAGCUGGGUAGCGUAUCACGUCGGUAUACUAUGGCCUGACGGGGCUGACUAGAGCAUGGUAUGGGUGUAGAAAUAUUAUUACCGAAUUAAGGAGGUAUCUA